AUGCAUUUGUUUAAUUUUUUCAAUACACUGGUACUGCCAUGUGUGGUAUCAGCCGCUUCCUUGCAGCAAGUCAGUAAUUAUGGAGGUACCGCAGCGAAAGCUCAAAUGUGGGUUUACAAACCAGACAAUGUGAAGCCAACUCCGGCGAUGGUCGUGGUCAUCCACUCCUGCCAGUCAUCCGCCCAAUCGUAUUUCCAGAAUUCUUUGAUUCCAUGGAAGAAGGGCUCUGAUGGAGGAGGCUAUAUCACUGUUUGGCCUAGCAGCCCAAACAGUGGAACUUGUUGGGAUGUCUCGAGCAAGAAAUCGCUCGUGCGAGACGGUGGCGGCGACUCGAACGCCAUUGCAAAUAUGAUUACAUAUGCCAUCAAGCAGUAUAGUAUAGAUCCAGAAAGAGUUUAUGUGACGGGUGGAUCAUCAGGUGCCAUGAUGAGCAACGUGUUGGCAGCUACAUAUCCCGACCUUAUCAAAGCUGUCUCGCUAUACUCAGGCGUAGCAGCUGGCUGUUUUGUCUCCAACAGUGGUGGGGUGGAUCAGUGGAACAAUGACUGCUCAGGAGGACGGUUCAGAAAGACUGUGGCGGAAUGGACAAAAAUUGCGGAGGACAUGUACCCUGGCUACAAUGGAACUCGACCAAAGAUGCAGAUCUGGCACGGUUCUGCCGAUGGCACACUUGCGCCUCAGAACUAUCAAGAGGAGAUCAAACAGUGGACAGGCGUUUUUGGUGUCAGUCAAACUGCCACCAGCACCAAGGCAAACACCCCGCAGAAUCAAUAUACGACGUCGGACUAUGGACCAAAUGUGCAGGGAAUAUAUGCCACUGGCGUGGGACAUUCGGUCCCCUCCCAUCUCGAGGUAUCGGAGGCUUGGUUUGGACUCCCAUAA
This is a messenger RNA of Venustampulla echinocandica, 882 nucleotides long. RefSeq lists its product as uncharacterized. NCBI's taxonomy places the organism in Eukaryota, Fungi, Ascomycota, Leotiomycetes, Helotiales, Pleuroascaceae. The record is from RefSeq and is a predicted model, not a curated record. Gene Ontology annotation, cellular component: extracellular region. The transcript has 3 exons. Bases 1 to 882 code for a protein of 293 amino acids. Gene Ontology annotation, molecular function: hydrolase activity.